UUUCAUUCCCCCUGUCACACGAGGCAGUGGCAAACCCGAAGUGGGAGGGGAGAAAUAGAAGGAGGGAAGGGAGUGGAAAGAGGGCGGAAAGUGAAAGGCACAGAGGGCCUCUCUGUCUCUCGUCUCACUAGGUUCUCGACUGCUCCUGGCCGCCGAUGUAUUGUGGGAUCGCGGCGCUGUUCCUGAGACUGUCGGAACCGCAGGGGAGCCCACUAGAGAGCGCCUCCUAUCGUCCAUAAGGUUGCCCUGCCAUUCCUCGGCACCCCAACUCCCCUCACCCCCCCAUCGCCUCCUCUUCCAUCCUCCAGUUCAAAAUGGCGACGGCGGCGGCAGCGGCGGCGGCGAUGGCUCCUCCGGGCUGCCCGGGUUCGUGCCCCAACUUCGCCGUAGUCUGCUCCUUCCUAGAGCGCUACGGGCCGCUGCUAGAUCUGCCUGAGUUGCCGUUCCCCGAGCUGGAGCGGGUGCUGCAGGCGCCGCCGCCAGACAUCGGCAACGGAGAAGUACCAAAAGAAUUGGUGGAGCUCCAUUUGAAGUUGAUGAGGAAGAUUGGUAAAUCUGUAACAGCAGACAGAUGGGAAAAAUAUUUGAUCAAGAUAUGCCAGGAAUUUAACAGCACGUGGGCAUGGGAAAUGGAGAAGAAGGGCUAUCUUGAAAUGAGUAUUGAAUGCAAACUAGCACUCUUAAAGUACCUCUGCGAAUGUCAGUUUGAUGACAAUCUGAAAUUCAAGAAUAUUAUUAAUGAGGAAGAUGCUGAUACUAUGCGUCUCCAGCCAAUUGGACGAGACAAAGAUGGCCUUAUGUACUGGUACCAGUUGGAUCAAGAUCACAAUGUCAGAAUGUACAUAGAAGAACAAGAUGAUCAGGAUGGCUCUUCAUGGAAAUGCAUUGUCAGAAAUCGAAACGAGUUGGCUGAGACUCUCGCACUCCUGAAAGCACAAAUUGAUCCUGUACUGUUGAAAAGCUCUAGUCAAGACAACUCUUCACGGGAAAGUCCCAGCUUAGAAGAUGAGGAGACUAAAAAAGAGGAAGAAACACCUAAACAAGAGGAACUGAAAGAAAAUGAAAAGAUGAAAGGUGACGAGCAGCCAGUAGAUUCAGAAAACCAUUCUUCAGCCAAUGUUCUAGAAGAAACUACUGUGAAAAUAGAAAAAGAAGAUGAAAAGGAACUUGUAAAACUGCCAGUCAUAGUGAAGCUAGAAAAACCUUUGCCAGAAAGUGAGGAAAAAAAGAUUAUUAAAGAAGAAAGUGAUUCUUUCAAGGAAAAUGUUAAACCCAUUAAAAUGGAAGUGAAGGAAUGUAGAACAGACCCUAAAGAUACCAAGGGUGGCUUGGAGAAGCUAGUGGCACAGGAGCCUGAGAGGAUAGAAUUCGGUGGCAGUGUUAAAUCUUCUCAAGAAAUUACUGAGAAAUCUACUGAAGAAACCGAGAAACUUAAAAAUGACCAGCAGGCUAAGAUACCACUAAAAAAACGAGAAAUUAAACUGAGUGAUGAUUUUGACAGUCCUGUCAAAGGACCUUUGUGUAAAUCAGUUACUCCAACAAAAGAGUUUUUGAAAGAUGAAAUAAAACAAGAGGAAGAGACUUGUAAAAGGGUCUCUACAAUCACUGCUUUGAGUCAUGAAGGAAAACAACUGGUAAAUGGAGAAGUUAGUGAUGAAAAAGUAACUCCAAAUUUUAAGUCAGAACAAAUAGAAACAAAAUUUUAUGAUGUAAAGGAAAAUAGCUAUAUCCCCUCUAAAGACAGAAAUGUUAUCAUGGAGGGAAAUGGAGAAGAUUCCUUAAAUUCUGUCAUAAUGAGUAUGAGAGCAGGUGAGCUUGAGAAGGAAAUGGUUCCUUUAGGGAAAGAUGUAGAUAGUUCAUUAUCAGUCUUGGAGACUCAGAGUCAAGAAGGGCAGGCAGAGAAACCUAGUCCUCCAGAAAUGGAAACCUCUCUUGAAUCUUCGGAAAUGGCAAAGGAUCUGUCUUUAAAAACUGCUUUGUCUACCACUGAGUCUUCUACCUUGAAAGUUGAAGAAAAGUGUCCUAAAAGUAAGAAGGAUAAGCGCCCACCAAUCAUAGAAUGCUUUGAAAAGUUAGAAAAGUCCAAAAAGACUUUUCUUGAUAAGGACACACAAAGAUUGAGUCCAAUACCAGAAGAAGUUCCAAAGACUACACUAGAAUCAGAAAAACCUGGCUCUCUUGAGGUAGCCGAAACUUCUCCACCGUCUAAUCUGACUGACCCCUGUGAGAAACUAGCUUCAGAAAAAGAAGUGGCAGAACUCAUAGGUUCUGAUGAAGGUCAAGUUGACCCAGCAAUUCUACAAGAGGAGUGUGAGUCCAUGAAAGUAAAAGUAGAUAAUCUGGACAAUGCAAAGACCUCUGGCAUAGAGGAUCCUUCUGAAACAAAGGGUUCUAUGCAAAAAAGCAAAUUUAAAUAUAAGUUGAUUUCUGAAGGAGAAUCCACUGCCCCAGAAAAUACAGAGAUAACCUCUGAAAGGCAGAAAGAGGGAAUCAAAUUGACAAUUAGGAUAUCUAGUCGGAAAAAGAAGCCAGAGUCUCCCCCUAAAAUUCUGGAACCAGAAAGCAAGCUAGAAAAGACAGAAAAGGAAGAAGAGAAAACAAAUGUGGGUCGAACUUUAAGGAGGUCUCCGAGAAUAUCUAGACCCACAGCAAAAGUGGCUGAGAUUAGAGAUCAGAAAGCUGAUAAAAAAAGAGGGGAAGGAGAAGAUGAAGUGGAAGAAGAGACAGCAGCUUUGCAAAAAACUGACAAAAAAGAAAUUUCGAAAAAAACAGAAAAGGAUACAAAUUCUAAAGUAAACAAGGUAAAGCCCAAAGGAAAAGUUCGAUGGACUGGUUCUCGAACACGUGGCAGGUGGAAAUAUUCCAGCAAUGAUGAAAGUGAAGGGUCUGACAGUGAAAAAUCAUCUGCAGCUUCAGAGGAAGAAGAAGAAAAGGAAAGUGAAGAAGCUAUCUUAGCAGAUGAUGAUGAACCAUGCAAAAAAUGUGGCCUUCCAAACCAUCCUGAACUAAUUCUUCUGUGUGAUUCUUGUGACAGUGGAUACCACACUGCCUGCCUUCGCCCGCCUCUGAUGAUCAUCCCGGAUGGAGAAUGGUUCUGCCCCCCUUGCCAACAUAAACUGCUCUGUGAAAAGUUAGAGGAACAGUUACAGGAUUUGGAUGUUGCCUUAAAGAAGAAAGAACGUGCCGAACGAAGGAAAGAACGAUUGGUGUAUGUUGGUAUCAGCAUUGAAAACAUCAUUCCUCCACAAGAGCCAGAUUUUUCUGAAGAUCAAGAAGAAAAGAAAAAAGAUUCAAAAAAAUCCAAAGCAAACUUGCUUGAAAGAAGGUCAACAAGAACACGGAAAUGUAUAAGUUACAGAUUUGAUGAGUUUGAUGAAGCAAUUGAUGAAGCUAUAGAAGAUGAUAUCAAAGAGGCUGAUGGAGGAGGAGUUGGCCGAGGAAAAGACAUCUCCACCAUCACAGGUCAUCGUGGGAAAGAUAUCUCUACUAUUUUGGAUGAAGAAAGAAAAGAAAAUAAACGACCCCAGAGGGCAGCUGCUGCUCGAAGGAAGAAACGCCGGCGACUAAAUGACCUUGACAGUGACAGCAACCUGGAUGAAGAAGAGAGUGAAGAUGAAUUCAAGAUCAGUGAUGGAUCUCAAGAUGAGUUUGUUGUAUCUGAUGAAAACCCAGAUGAAAGUGAAGAAGAUCCCCCAUCUAAUGAUGACAGCGACACUGAUUUCUGUAGUCGUAGAUUAAGGCGACAUCCCUCUCGGCCAAUGAGGCAAAGCAGGCGUUUGCGGAGGAAGACUCCAAAGAAAAAGUACUCUGACGAUGAUGAAGAGGAGGAAUCUGAAGAGAAUAGUAGAGACUCUGAAAGUGACUUCAGUGAUGAUUUUAGUGAUGAUUUUGUAGAAACUCGUCGAAGGCGGUCAAGGAGAAACCAGAAAAGACAGAUCAAUUACAAAGAAGAUUCAGAAAGUGAUGGUUCCCAGAAGAGUUUAAGACGUGGCAAAGAAAUAAGACGAGUUCACAAGCGCAGACUUUCCAGCUCAGAGAGUGAAGAGAGCUAUAUGUCCAAGAACUCUGAAGAUGAUGAGCUAGCUAAAGAAUCAAAGCGGUCAGUUCGAAAGCGGGGCCGAAGUACAGAUGAGUAUUCAGAAGUAGAUGAAGAGGAAGAAGAGGAAGGCAAACCAUCCCUCAAACGGUUACACCGAAUUGAGACAGAUGAGGAGGAAAGUUGUGACAAUGUUCAUGGAGAUGCAGGUCAGCCUGCCUGUGACACCCAGCCACGGAUCCUGUCCUCAGAACAAGACAGCACCAAGAGGCCCUACCGGAUAGAAAGUGAUGAGGAAGAGGACUUUGAAAAUGUAGGCAAAGUGGGGAGCCCAUUGGACUAUAGCUUAGUGGACUUACCUUCCACCAAUGGACAGAGUCCUGGCAAAGCUAUUGAGAACUUGAUUGGCAAGCCAACUGAGAAGCCUCAGACCCCCAAGGACAACGGCACAGCCAGUGCAAGCCUAGCCCCCAAUGGGACAAGUAGUGGGCAGGAGGCAGGGGCACCAGAAGAGGAGGAAGAUGAGCUUUUGAGAGUGACUGACCUUGUCGAUUAUGUCUGUAACAGUGAACAGUUAUAAGACUUUUUUUCCAUUUUUGUGCUAAUUUAUUCCACGGUAGCUCUCACACCAGCGGGCCAGUUAUUAAAAGCUGUUUAAUUUUUCCUAGAAAACUCCACUACAGAAUGACUUUUUAGAAGAAAAAUUUCCACAAACCCCAAAGUCUUUCUGUGAAGUGACCAGUUUUGAACUUUGAAGAUAAAUAAUUGCUGUAAAUUCCUUUUGAUUUUCUUUUUCCAAGUUCAUGGUCCUUGGUAAUUUCAUUCAUGGAAAAAAAUAAUCUUAUAAUAACAACAAAGAUUUGUAUAUUUUUGACUUUAUAUUUCCUGAACUCUCCUGACUUUGUGAAAAAGGGUGGAUAAGAAUGCAUUCCGAAUCUGUGAGGGCCCAAAACAGAAUUUAGGGAUGGAGAAAGCACUUGUGCUUUAGCUUUUUCAUAUUAAAUAUAUAUUAUAUUUAAACAUUCAUGGCAUAGAUGAUGAUUAACAGACUGUUUAAAAGUCCAAGUCUGUACUGUUGCAAUUUGAGAAUUGUAGAUAACAUCAUACAUACAUUUAGUAACAGCUUUCGUGAAAUCAACUUGUUUACUAUUGGAGAUAACCACACUUAAUAAAGAAGAGACCGUGAAAGUACCAUCAUAAAAAUCUUUAAUCUAAGUUUCUGUUACAGCGGAAUUUCUUGUUUAAAAAAAUAAAAUCAUCUGAAAAGCAUUUGUACAGUAAAUGUAUAAUGAAGUUUUGACAACCAGACUGUGCUAGCAACAAACUUUUUAAAUAGCUUUAUGCAGUGGUGAUAAGGUGGCCUCUAAUGUACUAUAUCUGUAUCUGAUGGAGAGUUAUUAAUGAAAUGAGUGAGGUCUUUCUUAAGGCCCAGGUGGACUGUAAACUUUGCCAGUAGUGUAACUCUUGUCUUCUGGCCACUUGAUGUUUAAAUAUUUGAAAUAGCAUUUUGAAAGUAAUACAUCUAUAUAUAACAUACAUGAAGAGAUGCUAAGCUAACAGCAGUAUUUUAGCACAUUUAAAGAUGGGGGAGGGAUUUUCAGGUGAAUUUUAACUGGUCUAUUCUUGCCCUUAGUAUCUACUUCAAAUUGAAGUCUACAAACAAAGCUGUUCCUUUGGGAGGUUUUUAGUUUGAGUUUUAGUGCGCGCGCGCGUGUGUGUGUGUGGGGGUGUGUGUGUGUGUGUGUGUUGGUUUUUCCUAUCUGCCUGGAUAUAUUAGCAGGGUCUGAAUGUAGUUUUGGCCUUUGGCCAUCAGACUUCUAUUAAAAUUCAUUAAUAGUCACAUGACCAUCAUAGAGUUGAAUGAGAACUGUCGAUAUACUUACUAGGCAUGACAUCCAUUUCAAACAUCUCAACAUUUUGAAGAAUGAUAAACCCUUUGUUUCAAGAAAAAGGGAUUUGUAACUAACUAAAUAUCUAACGUAAUUGACACUAAAAUAUGAACUUUAUCUUAUUUAGUUUCUGUGAUAGCUAUAAAAUUUCAGGCAGAGCCAUAACAUUGUACAGAGUGUAGCACUUGUUUUAAAUUAAACCUUGCCUGUCAAAUUCUGAAACUUUCACCCAUUUCAUCUGUGAAUACUUUUGCCCUGGGUUUUGGGGUUUUCUGUUCCAGUGUUGUGUCUGUUGCCGGCAAUGGACACACCUUAUCUACUGCUGGCCCAAGGAACUUCAUUAGUUUUUCUUUCCAAAUUAUGUAUUAUAUGUGCUAGUCAGUAUACAGUAAAGCACUUCUUUUUUUUUUUUUUUAUUAGAAAGCUGGCAUUAGACUUGCAUUUUAAAUACCUCUCUAGGAACUUGAUACUCCUCUUCCUUCCUCAGCAGGUGUUGCCCUUACAUCUCAUCUUUUGGUCUUGGAAGUUACAGCUGUUGUUUUUCAGUUGCUGUUGGUUCUUUUGUCUUGUUUUGUUUCACUUUAGUUCUGUAGUACCUGCCCAUUAAUAUUUUCACUUUGAUUCUAGCAAUGUAUAUGUAUCUGUAUAAAAAAUAAAAUAAUGAAAGCAGCCUAAUAAUAGGAUGCACCAAUAGCAUGUGGUUCCAAGCAAGUUGUGAUUUUUAUUUUGAGACAGUGUUCCACUAGAAGGGAGGGAAGGGCUUUCCUCUCAGUGAGUAAAGCAGGGCUUUGGAAGGAGCCAUAUUUGCUUACAGAAACUCCUUUCUGGCUAGGUUUUUUUAUUUAUUUAAAAGUCAGCGAAGAAUUCUAACCAUUUUAACUAUCUUAAACAAGCAGACAAUAUGAAAGGAUUCCUACUAGUGCAAGGUAAGUGAUUCGAAUGUACAGGUGGCCUUCCCUGCCACCUAGUCUCCCUCUACCAUUUUACGUCUGCAGCUGGGUAAAGCCACUAUCAUAUAGAAACUCUCCGUGUGCCCUGCCUCUACCUCUGACACCAGCUUCUUCCACUUCCUCUACCUAUUAGUUCGAUUCCUCUGUUAAGACAAGUGAUCAGAAGUAGUAGUAAACGAAUAAGUAACUUAUUUUAACAGGAUGCCUAAUGUGAAAUAAGGAGUUCUUUUUACUCUUCUGCUAUAAAAGACCAAGGGUGAUUUUUAGCGUUGUAAAGACUGAGUAUUCCAUUUAGCAAAUGUCCUACUGACAUGGGUUAUGAUACCACUUUUGCCGCCUGAUAGUCACCAAACUUGAAUCAGUGUCAACUUGAUAAUGAGUGUAACCCUUCUCUCCUUGUAUUUUCAUCAAAUCAGUUAACUAUGGGUCAUCUACCAAGAAUGUAAUCCAAGCAGCUGAUAAAUAUGAAUUAUUAUUAUUAUGCACCUAGAUUGUUAUAGGUGAUUAAAUUUUGAACAAUUCAAAAAACAGUUAUGCUGCUUGGUGGUUGGAUUUAGUCCCUAAAAGAAGUCCAUGUUCACUGAAUAUUCAUUCUAAAGGUAUCUGAAAGCUAAAAGAAGUUAAAAAACCCCAACAAAAUAUAGAAAAAAGUAAAUAUUCUGUAACCAAGAGUACAAUACAGUCGUUAGGAACUGGAGAAAGUAUAGGAAAGCAUACUUUCAGAUCUAGAGUUUAGGCCAUCUUGGAUUCUUGUUAGAGCAGUAACCCAUGGAUUUAGAUUCGUGAUAGAUACUGUGUGUAAUAGAGCCCUUUAGUAAUUUUAACCCUCUUUUUUAAAAUACAAAUUGGACUAUCAAUAUCAAACUCUAGUCUACAGGAAAUGUAUUAAGGGGAAAUGUAGAUUAGCAUUCAGUAUAUUUAGUUUGCUAUUUCUGUAAAGGUUUGAAAACUAGCCAAAUUUUCACAAAGCAGAAGCUUUGAAUAAAAAUAUGUGUGAAAAGGACUCAGACUGAAAACGCACAUUUUGCUUUUGUACAUUUGUGCUGAUGAAAUGGUGUUUAGUGUAAAACAUUUUCCAUUGUUGGCACAUUAAUGCAAAGUGAUGGCAGAGAUAUUUUCAAGAAUAUAAACAGUAUGUUGAGGUUAGAUUUCCUUGAUACCCUUUAUCCCGAUGCUCAAGGUUAUAGAUUUAGAGGAUAAAGGGGAAUUUAAUUUAGAAUAAAUCUAUGUCUACUGGUAAUUUUUUUUUUAAAGAACCAAGAACUUCAAAUGCUAACAAACUUGUUGAAAAGGUUUUUAAAUCAAUUUUAAAAGGUUAUAAAACACUGUCCAGUUUUCACAUUUUGGUUGAUAAAACGAAUCCCAUAAUAUUCCUUUGAAUGAAGUACAUAUAUUAAGAAAAAUAGGAACAUUUACUUGUUUAAAUUGAGAGUUAACAUGGGGGAAUGUUAGCUAUUUUUAAGUGGAAUUGAUAGAAUGUCCUUUGUCACAAGGAAUGCUUUUUUAGCUUGUGGGCAUAAGAGAUGUUAAUCAUUCUCUGGUUCUACCAUACAACUGCAAAGAACCUAAUGAAUCUACAGAUUUAAACUUCAGAAGUUUUGAACUCCACUCUUCACCAGCAUAGUGGAGCAGGUUCAUAAUUCAAGGUGUUGCGUCACAUAUAAAACAAGUAUUCAGAGACCCAAAUCAUUUGUUUAAAUUUUGUGUAUGUAUAUAUGUACACAUGCUUCAGAUAAGUAUUCGAAGAAAUAAAAAUGAAUUCAUCAUUAACUGAAUAUUAAAAGAAAUAAGACAACCAUUACAACUGAUACAAAAUUAUGAACAUCAUUUACAGUCUAGAGAAAAAUACUUGUCUGACAUUCUCAAAAUAUGCUCCUGGUUCUCCUAAAAGCAGAGAAUGCCAAGACUGCUUGUCUGCUAUAAUCUACCUAUUCCUCUCUUGCUUUCUAUGAUCCAUCAUUAAACUUCCUUAGAUUGAAAUCCAUUCCUGUUUUAUCCAACAUUCCUAGUGUGUACCUGUAAACCUACCUUGGAAUUGGCAAGUUAACUACAAUUUUUUUCAUUGUUUUUGUACCAAUCCUUAAAGACAAGGUCUUUUACUAUCAAUGUAUUUAAACUGGGUUAUUGUGUUACAUUUUUACUCUUCCAACUUAAAUUAUCAUUUAAUAUUUUUGAGUGUCAAAAUUGCUAAGUAACUAACAUGUUGAAGAUAAUCUUUCCCAAUUAGGUAGUCAUAAACCAAUAUAUAGUGAGCUUAGGGUAACCACUUUGGAUUGUACACUCAACACUUUUUAUUCAUACAAACCAUCUCAGAAUUUGAUUAAAAUAUAAUCCCAUUAGUGGAUUUUUUUCCCUCAUUUUGUACAUUGAGGCUCAAUUUUUUUUUUUCAUAUCAUGUUUAUACCACUUUGUGAAAUGCGGUAAACCCAAUUCUGGCAGAUUAUAGUAGUUUCAGUUAAUGAAGAUAUUUUAAUAACUUUUUGACUAUCUUAUAUGUAAGUAUAUAAGAGGACAUAACAAAUUAAUAGAAGAGUAGAAAUUUAUUAAGUUCUUUAGGCAUUUUGAAAGAAUAUUUUCAAAGGAACUAUAUUUGUGUUUUUGUUUUUUACCAAACUGGUAUGAGCUAAAAAAUGUGCUAAGGAUUAAAUAAUCUGCCUUUUUUUCUUUUUGCCACUGGAUGAUGUAAGUUGAGAAUGGAAUUGUUAAUCCUAACUAUGUAUUUUCUUGACUUUCAUCAGUUUCUAAAGAAAUCUGAUUUAAGUGUUUUGGGUUUUGUUUCAUCUAUAUUUAUUGAGUUUUGCUCAUAGACGACCAGGAGCCUGCAUGUCUUGCUUAUGAAUGGCCAGAACACAGUUAUUGGGGGAACUUAAUGGCUCAAGCCUUUCUGAAUCAUUUUAACUUAUUUUGUAUGUUGCAAAAAAAAAAAAAAGUUUAUUUUGCUUGAGAGUCACAUUUUUUUAUAACUGUACAGCUUUUAAGGGAUGGGAGGUGGGAAAAUGCCCUAAAAUAGGAUGUAGAUUUUUACAAUUGUGUUUAUGCUAGAACAUCUACAGGUACAUUAUGUAAUUAAACCUAAAUUGUUUUAAAUUUUGUGCCAUGUCUUUCAUUCUCCUGCCCUUUAGCAGAGUUGAUGCAUGUCAAUACUGCUAUAUGGACAAGCCUUGAAAUUAGAUUAACAAGCCCUAUCUCCAAAGCUUUAAGAUCACUGCAUGAAAAUUGCACACAAACACACACGCAGACACAUACAUAUACACACAGAACUAGUUCAUAUUAGUGUAAAUGGAUUUUCGGGAUCAGAACAGCGAUAAUAGCCCAAAUUUGGGUGUUAACAGCAUAUUCUAACAGUGCAUGAUUUUCGUGAUGCCUAACUAGGGUAUUUUCAGUGUUGGUCUGGUGUUUUGUUCUCUUAUGAAAGUAGCUUAUUAAUGAUGGUAUCUGAGUUGUAACUUGCCCAAGCCUGCCACAAGGUUUUGUGAAAGGGUAUGUCCUGUGAUGAGAUGGGGGUGGGAAUAGGGCAGAGCUUGGUUUCUUUUUAAUCUGUAAAAGAAAGAAAAACUAGAAUUGCUCAAUUUGGUUGUUUAUUGGGCUUAAUUCCACAGGAAUAUUUGUCUGUUUAAACACAGCAGGAAGGGAAAUCAGAUUCAAAUUUUAAUUCCUUCCUUAUUUGAUGAGUAUUUUGAAAUCUUGCAGAACUGCUGAUUCUAGCACAGUCUUACAUGGCACAUUUUAUCUAUCAUGUUAUAUUGACACCACCUUUGUUUAAUGCCAGUACUUUUUUUCCAUCUGAUAAUUUUGCCAUUAUAAUUUCUCACCUUUGUAGCAUAAGUGUAUUCUUGUAAAGAAUUAAGUUCAUCCAAGAGUGUUAUAAUUUCUAUUAAGGCUGCCCUUCAUGUGUUGUCAGCUAAUGGGAAGUCCGUUUCUUUGCAGUCCUCACCCAUUUAGAGGUGAAGCCUGGGGAUCGUGAAUUUCCAUGUGAAGAAUACAAAUUCCAGAUAAGAAUUUAUAAAUGGUAUAUUUUAGAAUUUCAUUUCAACUUCUAAAGUAAUAGCUGGGAUUCAAGGAGUGUUUGAUCAGAACACUGCUUGGAUUUUUCAGACAUGCUUAUAUGAAAUGUUUUAUUUUCCUAUGCAUAAAAAAAUGUAUUCCUUGAAUAGGUUCUCAGAUGCUUUAUUUUGUUUCUAGGAGAUAAUAGUUAAAGCAGAAGCUCCAAGAUUAGCAUAAAACUAACUCUUGAGGUAAUCGGGACCAUCUGUUAGUCAAAUAGGAGAAGCCAGAGUGCUCUCCCUCACACAAUAACGUACUGCAUUGUGUUGGGGGGAAGAUCUGAAAACUGGAAAUGUGAUUCCAAUAACACACAAAGUAAAUUUUGUGCAUAUAAAGUAUGGCAAUUCCUGGUAGCUUAAAGCUUCAGGGGAAACUGCCGUGUAUGAACACCUAGUGUGUUAGAAUUGCAGUGCAUAGUUGUUUAAAUUCAAUAUUCCUUGUAAGUGACAAGCAAAAUACGUUGUGGCUGGUGCCAAUAUUUUUGUUAAUGAAAUGUUUACUGUCUCACUACCGUCUGAUCAGAACUUUCGGUGUUAUAAGCCAGGCCUACAGCCAUUUUAUAGCUAUUGGCCUAAUUGUGUAACUUUUUCUUUCAAAAUGUUUUAUUAUAAUACUUCUGUCAUUUCUUUCACUUAAUAUGUCUAUUGUCAUAAUAAAAAAUUUAAAUAAUUUGAUGUAUUUAA
Messenger RNA from Nycticebus coucang (slow loris), 11602 nucleotides. RefSeq names its product remodeling and spacing factor 1 (gene RSF1). The coding region runs from base 315 to 4616 and encodes 1433 amino acids. The record is from RefSeq and is a predicted model, not a curated record. Gene Ontology annotation, cellular component: RSF complex. The transcript is spliced from 16 exons. NCBI's taxonomy places the organism in Eukaryota, Metazoa, Chordata, Mammalia, Primates, Lorisidae. Gene Ontology annotation, biological process: regulation of DNA-templated transcription.